Chelmon rostratus (copperband butterflyfish) is the source of this 1236-nucleotide messenger RNA. Its product is annotated as SRSF protein kinase 3. The coding region runs from base 1 to 1236 and encodes 411 amino acids. The record is from RefSeq and is a predicted model, not a curated record. Gene Ontology annotation, biological process: protein phosphorylation; spliceosomal complex assembly; regulation of mRNA processing. NCBI's taxonomy places the organism in Eukaryota, Metazoa, Chordata, Actinopteri, Chaetodontiformes, Chaetodontidae. Gene Ontology annotation, molecular function: ATP binding; protein kinase activity. The transcript has 12 exons.
AUGCAGAGGAGUCCCCGCUCAGCAUAUAUAGCUGCUCAGCAGCAUCAUACGAGUGAAGCUGGAUCUUCUAAUAACUACAAGGUCCUGGGAUGCCACGAGCAGCUGGGUCCAAAGGACAACCAGGACUCUGAGGACCCCAGAGAAUACUGUUAUGGUGGGUACCACCCUGUCCAGAUAGGUGACACCCUCAACAGAAGAUAUCAGGUGGUUUCUAAGCUGGGCUGGGGCUAUUUCUCCACUGUCUGGCUGUGUCUGGACCUCAGGCUCGGUCUUCGUGUUGCUGUGAAGGUGCUGAAGAGCGGAGCUGGCUUCACCCAGGCAGGACAGGAUGAACUUGCUCUCCUGCGAUGCGCAAGUGGUCCCACAAGCCGUCAUCCAUCCAGUCAGAGGAUUGUUCGGCUGCUCGAUGAGUUCAAGCUGGCCGGGGUCAACGGGGUCCACAUGUGCCUGGUGCUGGAGCUGCUGGGGCCAGACCUGAGAAGCUGGCAGCUAUGUUUUGGCAAUCCAGGACUGACGCGGCCUUGGGUCAAACAAAUACUUACUCAGGUUUUGCAGGGCCUGGACUACCUUCACAGUCAGUGUAAAAUCAUCCACACAGACAUCAAGCCUGAGAACAUCCUGCUGUGUCUGGAGGAGCAGUCCCACAAAGUCCCAGCAGGGGGCAGCAGCUCCUCCUCUGUACUGACCGGGAAAGAGGCCAAGUCCAAGGAGCAGGUGAACCCAUACAGUUUAAAGGGAAUUACAGUGAAGAUUGCCGACCUGGGCAGCUCCUGCUGGGUGUACAAACAUUUCUGUGAGGAGAUCCAGACCCGUCAGUAUCGCUCACUAGAGGUUUUACUGGGGUCUGAGUACGGCCCGCCUGCUGACAUCUGGAGUGUCGCCUGCAUGGCCUUUGAGUUGGUCACCGGAGACUCCCUGUUUGAGCCCAAAGUGGGCGAGUCCAUCUCUCUGGAGGAAGACCAUAUAGCCCAGAUCAUGGAGCUGCUCGGCAAAAUUCCACCAGCUGUUGCCUUGUCGGGUAAAUACUCUGCAGAAUACUUCAGCCGCAGAGGUGACCUGCGCCGUGUCGGCCCACUGAGGCUUUGGGGCCUGUAUGACGUUCUGGUGGAGAAAUACCACCUCCUGUUGGAGGAUGCCUCUGGAUUGUCAGACUUCCUUCUUCCAAUGUUGGAUUAUUAUCCGGAGAGGAGGGCCACAGCUGCACAGUGCCUCCGCCACCCUUGGUUGACCUCAUGA